AUGAAAUUCAAGAGCCGCCCGUCUCUUGCGUGCAUCCCGUGUACCAUUCGAAAGGUUAGGUGCGACAAGUCCAUCCCUUGCAAGAACUGCAUAAAGCGAAAAACCACGCAUGAGUGUCGUCGCCGGAACUCGGUCCCGUCGCCUGAACUUCCAGAGUCAAAUACUGAAACUGAGGCAAACCUGUUUAACAACAGACAGAUAGUACAUUACUUGUACUCUCUCAAACUGCUGACAUAUGGAAGAGCCCAAAUCAAAGGCCUCGUACCCGUGGAUGAUCUGCUCAAGUACAACAGAUGGGAUCAGUACAUGGAUCAGUUUCCGAUAUUAAUCAAUAAAUUAACGCCUGCGCUUUCUAGGAAGAUAUGUGAGUGUGCGUGUAAUUAUACGACUUUCAUUCAUCAAGGAGUUGUGAACGAGCUAUUUCUCAGGGAUCACGACAAUUUCUGGGAAGUUCAUGUGUCCAAGAACCCAGCUUGCCUAAACCAUACCACUAAUAAUAACCUCAAGACAGAGUCAUCAAAAGACUACUACUAUUGGAUGUCACUGCUUUAUGCCAACUUGUCUACAGGCAUGUACUUCGGCGUCCACGAGAUCCAGCCUAACCUCACUUACACGGAAGAAGAGCUCUCUGCCUUCUCGGCAGUUUUCUUCCGGGCCUCGCUGGAUUGCUUUUUCCGGGCCGGCGCGCUAGAACAUGCCGACGUGCGAUGUAUUCAGAUCUUCUGCGUCCUGUCCAUGUGUUUACAUGCAUUAGGCAGCACGUAUUUGCACAAGUCUCUUCUUCGUAUUUCUGUCGAGGCAGCCAAGAAUUUGGGGCUGGACCAACUGCGACCCGACGAUGCUCCAGAUUACCAAAGCGAGGUCCUGAAACGUCUCUUCUACAGCCUCAUGAUUAUAGACUCGAUAAGCAACUAUCCCAAAAGAUAUUUUGGUGACUUUUCGACUCCGUUGCCGUCCAUAAUCUCAUCUGACGUGCUUCUCGAGAAAACGAGUCCGGCCCCUCUCACGUUUCCCGAAGCCUGUACAAACGACGAGAUUGCAGGCAUAAUGUACGAGCGCAUGAUGGUGGAACUCGCGCAGUUGAAGCACGAAAGUUACGAGAAGCCUACUGCCACCGAACUGGUGUCUUGUCUUGGGAAAAUGAAGACCAUGACGUCCAAACUGGACACGUACUUUGGAUCCAAGGAAUUCUCGGUCCGCGAUAAGUCGAUAGCGCAGUAUGCGAAAUACCUUUUAUUCUCCUCCAUUACUCGUGAACGGCUAGAAAUUGGAAUUCGCCUGCAGUCUCUCGUUGGCACCCACGACUGGGCCAAACAGUACCGUCCCCAGUGCCUGGAGGUUGCGACGCAGUUACUUUUCCACAGCACAUCUAUCGGGCUGCCUGCCUUUUAUAAUCGCUACUGGAUAGUUGCGCAGCAUUUGAUCUAUGCUUGCCUGUUUGUGCUCUUGGACAUGCUGCUUUUCAAAAGCGACGACGACAAAUACAAGCUUGAUUCAGUUAAGCGCACGUUCCCCACCAUUAAGAAACUGCAGUCCUACUUCACAGUGAAGAUUGGCUUCGCCAUAAUAGAGAAACUCUGCUAUCUUGUCUCUAAAGUGCGCUUGGACCACCUGGAAAACGAGACGUUCGAGGCAAUCUCCCUCCGUGAGUUUCUAAAAGAGAUGGAAAUUGCAAGCCCGUACAGCUCCAAGCUUUCCAAGAAACGCAUUGUGCCGGACAUCACAGAGUCCCAAUAUCUACGUUUUGGCAACCAAACGGACUCAGAAAGCACAGCUGAGGAUUUUGCGCCAGUGGAAGGGGACUCGCUCACAGGUUGUGAAAACUCCCUCAGCGUCACAGCAGCCCUGUUGGACGACAAGGGCUGGUACGAGUUCUUGGAUUUCUUUUUCGGAGGCGAGUCUGCUGGCUCGGUGUCGGAGAUCUGA
Messenger RNA from Ogataea haglerorum, 1926 nucleotides. RefSeq lists its product as uncharacterized. Gene Ontology annotation, molecular function: zinc ion binding; DNA-binding transcription factor activity, RNA polymerase II-specific. The record is from RefSeq and is a predicted model, not a curated record. The transcript has a single exon. NCBI's taxonomy places the organism in Eukaryota, Fungi, Ascomycota, Pichiomycetes, Pichiales, Pichiaceae. Gene Ontology annotation, biological process: regulation of DNA-templated transcription. The coding region runs from base 1 to 1926 and encodes 641 amino acids.